Messenger RNA from Amaranthus tricolor (Joseph's coat), 2035 nucleotides. Its product is annotated as putative hydrolase C777.06c. Lineage: Eukaryota; Viridiplantae; Streptophyta; Magnoliopsida; Caryophyllales; Amaranthaceae. The record is from RefSeq and is a predicted model, not a curated record. The transcript has 7 exons. Bases 129 to 890 code for a protein of 253 amino acids.
AAAUACCUUUAUUCCCUCCCUUUUUUAUUUAUUUGUAAUUGCAAGUAACCAUUCUACCACGAACUACUAUGUUUUUUUCCGGUUAAACGCAAAAACAAUCUCAAUCUCUCUCUUCCUUCUUCCGAGAAAUGGAGAAUGGCAUGGAUACUGCGCAGAAUUCUUCUCCAUUAUCGUCGCUGAUAUUCAUGGGAACAGGUUGCUCUAGUGCGGUACCAAAUGCUAUGUGCUUGAUCCAGUCUUCUGAUCCUCCUUGUCCUGUCUGCCCUCAAUCCUUGUCCAUUCCUCCCGAUCAAAACCCUAAUUAUCGGGGUAAUACAUCUCUCCUCAUUGACUAUUGCCAAAGUGAUGGUAAGCAUAAUUACAUAUUAAUUGAUGUUGGAAAGACUUUCAGAGAGGCAGUACUUCGCUGGUUUACCUUCCAUAAAAUUCCACGAGUUGAUUCAGUAAUCUUGACACACGAACAUGCUGAUGCAAUUCUUGGUUUGGACGACAUACGAGCUAUUCAACCAUUUAGCCCUACAAAUGAUAUCAACCCAACUCCAAUAUACCUCACCCAAGAUUCUAUGGAUAGUGUUGCUGUGAAGUUUCCUUACUUGGUGCAAAAAAAACUUAAAGAAGGCCAGGUUAUAAGGCGAGUAGCCCAGCUUGAUUGGAAGAUAAUUGAGAGUGAUCAUGAGAAACCUUUUAUUGCAUCGGGCCUGCAAUUUUUCCCCUUACCAGUGAUGCAUGGUGAAGAUUAUGUUGCAUUAGGUUUUCUGUUUGGCCAAAAGAGCAAAGUUGCUUAUAUAUCUGAUGUUUCGCAUUUUAUUCCGGCUACUGAGGCUGUUAUUUCCAAAAGUGGCGGUGGGCAACUGGAUCUUCUUAUCUUGGACACCCUUUACAAGGAGUAGAAGAAUUUUCUGGUCGAUUUAUGAUCAGAUCAGAAUUUAACACGUCUAGCCAGGAGAUACGCUGUCCCAAAAUGUGGGAUUUGUAGGAUGAACUGAAAAGUUACAUAAAAUACCUCAUGGAUUUGGGAAUUGGAAGGAGUCUGAUGUACAGGUAUAUGAUGAUUUAGAUGCUGUGUAUGAAGGCUAAAAGACUUAUAUGCUGUGAAGAGGUCUGAUGAGUGUAUGAAGAGUGAAAAUGUUGACUGAUGUGCUGGGUUGAGAAAGUUCGGCCCACCUCUUACAUUUUGUCUGACUGUAAUUAUUGAGCCACAACUUGGCAUAAUAAUCCAAUGCAUUACAAUGUUUUUAGUUGUAUAGAAACAAGAUAAAUUCACAAUUAACAGCGUAACUGCACUGCAAUAAAUAAGAAAUUCAAGUUUGGGACAAAAUGAGGAUGCAUAAAGAAAUAAACUUCUCAAGGCUGGAACUUUGUGGUACUAGUUUGCUAUGCAACAAUGGAGCAUGCUGUUGAGGAUUGCAAGUUUGCUGUUCUCACUCUCUUGAGUUAGGAAGUGUUAAGGGGAUAUAUGUUUGGGUCUUUGUUUUUUGACAUACUUCUUACUGAUGCCCAAGACCUAUUUAUGGAAACACAUUUUUUAGGGCUGAAGUUUAUUUUGUUUUUAACUAGGAAUGACACGGCCGCAUGUGUCCUUCUAUGAUAUUACUAAGUUUAAAUCCCAUGUAUUCGGUGGUGAUUUGGAAAGCAUCUAUGGUAUAGGAAAUUUUCCCUUUUUCAUUUCAAUACUGGCAUUAUUAUCCUGAGUCUGGUUUGAAAAGACUCAGUUGGCCUUCCCAACCUUAAAAAUAAAUAGGUACUUUUGAGGAAAUUUUGGCUUUUAUAAAAGAUCUAGAUGAUGAUCAUUCUCAAAGGGAUGAUCAAGGACUCUGCUAGUAAUGUCAUAGAUUUGCUGAUGUACAUGGAAACCCAUAAUGGCACUACAAGAUUGGGGCAUGCAGUCACCUUGAGGUAUUCCAGAUGCAUGUCCUUUAUAUUACUUCGCUACAUGCCUACCUUUAUUCACUUAUAAGAAAAUAAUUUCUUAUUAGAGAUCUGUUGUUUUAUCAUAGAUUCAUAGUGGUAAACUUUUAGAUUUAUAAAUUCAUAU